Messenger RNA from Nothoprocta perdicaria, 2450 nucleotides. It is a transcript of the gene FAM161A, whose product is annotated as FAM161A, centrosomal protein. Gene Ontology annotation, biological process: cilium organization. The transcript has 7 exons. Lineage: Eukaryota; Metazoa; Chordata; Aves; Tinamiformes; Tinamidae. Gene Ontology annotation, cellular component: photoreceptor connecting cilium; ciliary basal body; cilium. The record is from RefSeq and is a predicted model, not a curated record. The coding region runs from base 1 to 2352 and encodes 783 amino acids.
AUGGGGGAAGAUCCCAGGAGUAAAGCCUUGUACAACAACCUGGGUCUUUUGUGCACGCCAGGGCCCCUGACAACCAGGAACCAGGCUGGUGACAGAUUUCAUUUGGAUGCAAAAGCUGAAGAAGAGCAGACCUUCUCUGCAAAUGGGGAUCGUGAUGAGUGGAUAGACUUCUCCAAAAUGUGCAAUUCCAACCAAGAAUAUUACUUGAAACUAGAAGAACUGAAGAAUGCCCACGUGGAGACCAUGGCGAAAUUAGAAAGUAUGUGUCGGAAUAAACUACGCUUAAAAGGAAUACAAUCCUUGGGCAAAACAGRUGCAGCUUCUAAUAUAUGUUAUAGAUCAACUUGGAAGAAGAGCUCCUAUCAGCCUCUAAUUUUGCACAGAUCCUUCUCUGAGUCUGACUUAGACGAUCCCAUAGGUUCAAAUGUAUCUGAUGAGUUUGACAGAGAAUUAAUGUUUGAAGAAAACGGUAGUGAAACUGGAUCAUCAGCGUUUGCUAAGCAACAGAUUGAAAAAAUGUGGGACGGGUUUUCUGUGGAAGACUAUGUCCCCCGCACCAAGCAGAGCCUACCGAGCUCGCCAGUGCGCCGGGCGAUGGGGAAGCAGCCCAAGGCCUGGUCCCCRAAAGUCACCGUGCCCAAGCCCUUCCAGAUGACUAUUAGGGAAGCUAGGAAGAAAGAACACAAUGUCAAAUCAAAGUCACAGCUUGAAAUGGAAAAUAACUUACUGAAGAAGCGACUCGAGGAGGAGGCAGAGUGUCAAAAAAAGUUCCGAGCCAACCCGGUGCCGGCAUCCGUUUUCCUCCCGCUCUACCGUGAAAUCGUGGAGCAAAACGAAGAACGUAGGAAAUUUGUGAAAGAGAGAAGCAGGCUGAUGCUUUUGGCUUCUCAGAAGCCAUUUAAGUUCAUUGAAAGAGAGAAGCAAAAGAAUGAAAUUAGGAAAAUGCAAUUGAAAGACCUUUCUGUGCCUGAAAAGAAAACAAAACCCUUCAAGGCAAAGCCAGUUCCUUGGUGUGUUUACAGUCCAGCUGUUAAUGASAAGUUAAAGGAGGAGGAGCUUUACAGGGACAUAAGGAUCAAAAUGAGAGCUGAGGAGCUGCUACGCAACKCAUCUCUGCCCAGCAGCAGGCUGGCUGUUAAAGAUCUUGGUAAAAAGAAGAAACACAAAUGCCUUGAACCAAAGGAAACCGAACACAAACCCAGGAUCAAGUCACAUGUUCCCAAUUUUGAAGUACUACACCAAAAAUUUCAGAAACGGCUCCUGCAACAGAAGCAAGUGAAGCACAUCACAGUCUGUGAGCCCUUUGAUCUUCGAACUCCGUAUAUUCCCUCAAACAAAGGGAAGAUUUUGAGGGACAUUCAAGAGGAUGAAGAAAAACUGAAAGAGACUCGCUGGCCAUACGCCUCUCCGAGACGUAAACCUGCAAGAGCAAAUUCACUUCGCUUAAGAUCUGGAGAAUCCAAAUCACCCAAAAUCACAGAAUCCACCAAAAGACGGCUACAGGCCAUAAGGAAUUCACUUCAGGAAAAGAGAAAACUGGAAGAAGAACAAAAACGGAACAGAACAAAGCAGAAACAAAGAGCGAGAAAACUGCAGAAAAUCAUAACAAUCCGGGCUGAGGCCAAUGACCCACAUCAGAGCCUAGCUCAGAUGUCUAAAUCCAAAUUAAAAACAUUCAGGGAUUAUGAGAAGCAGAGAAUGCAAGAAUAUUUGCAAGAAUUGCAAGAAAUGGAAGAACGAGUAAACCAAAGGCCAUUGCUUUUGGAAAGAGCCACUCAGAUUAAUGCGAGAAUCGCUGCAGAGAAGCAUUACUCUAACACCCUGAGGGAACUCGGGAUAUCCACAGAGUUUGUUUCAAGGAAAGGGCAAACAGUGAGUUUGCUAGAACACCCCAAUGCUGGAGAUUUUAAAAACCUGACUAGCUUUAAAAAAAGAUUCACCAAAGAUUUAGCCAGAGAGCGCCAAUCCCCCGAGGAAGCAGCAGGCAGCAGYCCCCGGUCUGAGCAGUCCCGCACCGAGGAGAAGGAGGAGAAGAGAAAAGUGGUCAGAGCCUCCACGCAGGAUGACCACRCCAGUGAGGAGGAGGAGGCAAGAGGCCUUCGUGCUCACGAGCUUUGCCGUGACAGGGAGGCCAGCACCAGCCCCAACUCUGACCAGGGCUGUGAAAAGGAGGAGGACAAGGAGGACGACGACGACGACGAGCAUGGGGAAAGAUCCAGCUCUCAGUCUGAGCAUCCUGGUGAGCAGGACGAGGGUCAGUCUGAUCCUGAGGCUCAGGAUGCCUUCAGAUAUGAUGAUGAGGACUAUGAAAAUGAUGAUUCAGAAGAGAAAGCCAGUGAUGAAGAUGACUGAAAGCAAGAUAGGAAGGCUGAGGCUCAAAAAUACACCUCAUUGCUGACAGUGAAGUAGAUAACAAAGAAAAACAAGGGUUUCAGAUAAUGAUAUACAUU